CUGCUACUCGGAAAACUAACGCUAGCUGGCUAGCUAGUUAGUAAGCUAGCGUUGUGCUGUUCGUUGAUGCGUGGAUCGGAGGUAUACAGCGGCUUGUUUUCCAGUCAAUGCCAAAACGCAAAAACAAACGCAGAUUAAGCAAGAUCAAUAAGUGCCCCCUUAGCUGGAGUAAGGUAAUUGAAAAAGCUGAAUAAAAUGAGUGAACUUGACCAGUUACGCCAGGAGGCAGAGCAACUCAAAAAUCAGAUCAGAGAUGCUAGGAAAGCAUGCGCAGAUGCCACACUAUCACAGAUCACAGCUAAUAUCGACCCUGUUGGGCGAAUCCAGAUGCGUACAAGACGAACGCUGCGGGGUCAUUUGGCUAAAAUUUAUGCCAUGCAUUGGGGAACAGAUUCCAGGCUUCUAGUCAGUGCCUCUCAAGAUGGCAAACUCAUUAUUUGGGACAGCUAUACCACAAAUAAGGUCCAUGCCAUUCCACUUCGAUCUUCCUGGGUCAUGACUUGUGCAUAUGCACCUUCAGGAAAUUAUGUAGCUUGUGGUGGCUUAGACAACAUCUGUUCAAUUUACAACCUGAAAACACGUGAGGGGAAUGUACGUGUGAGCCGUGAGCUUGCUGGACAUACAGGAUACUUGUCCUGUUGUCGCUUUCUUGAUGACAACCAGAUUGUUACAAGCUCUGGAGACACCACUUGUGCACUUUGGGACAUCGAGACUGGCCAGCAGACAACCACAUUUGCUGGUCAUACUGGUGAUGUCAUGAGCCUGUCCCUGGCCCCUGACUCACGGUUAUUCGUCUCUGGUGCUUGUGAUGCCUCUGCUAAACUCUGGGAUGUUCGAGAGGGCAUGUGCAGACAGACAUUUACUGGUCAUGAGUCUGACAUCAAUGCCAUCUGUUACUUCCCUAAUGGCAAUGCUUUUGCCACUGGUUCUGAUGAUGCCACCUGUAGGCUGUUUGACCUUCGUGCUGAUCAGGAACUAAUGAUCUACUCUCAUGACAACAUCAUAUGUGGUAUCACAUCUGUUGCAUUUUCCAAGAGUGGCCGUCUUCUUCUGGCAGGAUAUGAUGACUUUAACUGUAACGUGUGGGACACACUAAAAGCAGACCGUGCUGGUGUCUUGGCUGGACAUGACAACCGUGUUAGCUGCCUGGGUGUUACUGAUGAUGGCAUGGCAGUUGCAACAGGAUCCUGGGACAGUUUUCUGAAGAUCUGGAAUUGAAGCAUGAAGGUUUUUUCCCCCCACAUUUUUUUGUAUUUGUUCCCAAAGCUAUUCCUAGUAAAACCUGAAGUUGCUGGAGUAGAACAAAAUGUGUUGAUUUUGUCCUCUUACAGUUUACAUAACUGUUUACUCCAUAAAAUGUUUUUUCUUUUGCUAGUCUGCAUAUUUGAGAUACCUGUUUGCUUUGAUUUAUCUUUUUGUUUUAACUUGAUCAUUAAAACAUCUUCUUUACCCCUCAUGUCUCAAAACACUGGACAACUGCUUCUACCUUUUUUUUUUUUUUUUUUUUUUUUUUUUUUUUAAUUUAGGCAGGCACAUAUUGAUAAAUAAAUAUAUUUGGUGGAUGUGCAUUGGCUUUAAUUAAAUUAGCAUGUGUCAAAGAUGUGUUUGAGCCAUUUAGUCAUAUGAGAUUCAUCUCAUUACUGUGGUUUGUUGUAAUGACAACUUUUCUGACAUUAGCCUUAAGUAAAGUAUAAAAAGCAUAAAAACAAACCUCACUUUUUAGUGACUUCAGGUUUUACCAAAUUAUGAUUUUUCAUUACACCAAAUUCUCUGAAGCAGACAUAAAAACAAAGUAAAAUGCCAGAAGAAACAUUACUGGGAAAACGAGCUCAGUUAUAGAUCUGGUCAGAUUAGUUAAUUCUAAAAUGCAUUUAUCUUUGUUUCUCAGAUGUUCUUAUAACUCCAAAGUUGACUGGAAGACCAUUACAACUUCAGAAUGUUCACAGCAUCUUCAACACUGUUUUAACUGACUUGGACACCACAAACACGAAGGGAAACCAAUGCCUUUCCUAUACACAGAAGAGCACAAUUGUUUAUCACCUAGUUAAGAAAGGAUCUCCUGUGGUAUCAAAUCAGAAACUUGUGCAUUCCUUCUUGGACCAUUUUAUGUUACCUUGAAAGAGAAAACACUAUCAUCCCAUGCAAAUGUGUGUGUCUUGAAAGCAAAUGUUGGAGUGUAAUUGUACAAAUUAUUUAACUUUUUUUUUAAGAACUCUAUUCUGAUGGUUUGUUAUUCUUGAUGGCUUUUUGUCAUACUACUUUAGUGGUUUUAGAUAUGUUUGAAUUACAGCUUGUCUUUCUAAUCCAGUUAAAUCAUAUAAGACAGAUGAAAGAAAACAUGCAGAAGUAAAAGCUUGGAUCAUAUUACACAAGCAGCUUUCAAAAUGUCCAUAAUGUAUUUAUAUAUCAGCUGUUUUUUUUCAUCACAGCCUUUUGCACAUGAAGAAGCUUUGCCUCUCAACUAAUACUAUGUUAACUAACCAAGCACAUGCUAUAAGUUAUGAAUGCUCAUUCCAGUACAAAAGGAGUUAUUAACUUAUCCAGUUAACCCCCAAAUAUUUGUACAUGCCUUUGACUUUGGGUGGGAAGGGGUGGGACAGCAAGGUAGGUGCUGAGAUAAUCUGGGCAUGGCUGAAUUUUAUUAUAUGGGGGGAGGGUUGUGUUUAGUAUCCACUUCGAGUGAAACACCUCACCUGACUAAAUAGACACUUCCUUUGCUUGGGACUGCAGUUGCAACUCUGUGAAUGAAAUGUACAAAUCAAUGUCUGAAAAUAAUGGUCUGAUGUUUUAAGUUAAGACAUUUAAGUUUGUCUGCCAUGAGUUAAUUUAGAUGUGCAUGCUGUAGAAUUGCUUUCAAUGGUGCAAAAAUCCUAGAUCUUUUUUGUUUCCGAAAAGGAGAGGUUACCUAUUGAUUGGACUUCAUAGAAGCCAUUCUUUGGCUCAAACUCUGCUUUCAUCAUGUACUAAUACUGGUAAUGCUAUGCACCAGAGUGAGCAGGAAUGGAGAAGACUUAAUAUUGACUUCAUAUUUAGUGUAAUUUAUGCUUACCAGUUCUAUUGAUGCCAAUUUUUAUAAUAAUUAUAACAAUCAUUGUGAAAAUUUAAUCCUCGAUAAGUCCUUUUCUCUCCUUUAAAUCUUUACACUCAACGGAACAAAAACGUCCUCCCAUACUGUCCAUACUGAAACUUUUGUACAUUUUUUCUUGGUCUUAAAUUGAACAUCUGAGCAUCUGAAUGACAUUUCACUGUAUACAGAAGCACUUUUGUUAACGUUGUGACAUAUUUCCACCUAUUUUCUUUUUUUUCUGCAAUGAUGUACAAUAAAUGUGAUGUAUUAGUGUGUGGCCACAAGUGAAAAUGAAAUUCAACUGAGAUGGAUUCCCUUAUCUCUUUCCAUUAAUAUUAUAGAGCUCUGCACCCUUAUGUAUCUUUUCACUUUUUGUAUUUCAUUUCAGUCUGUUGAUGUUCCACGGUGAGCUGGAUGCAAGAUAGAUACUGUACUAAAUUGUACUGUUAUUGAUUGAAAAUGUAAUAAAAAGCUGUUUGAGAUCUCUC
Betta splendens (Siamese fighting fish) is the source of this 3555-nucleotide messenger RNA. It is a transcript of the gene gnb1b, whose product is annotated as guanine nucleotide binding protein (G protein), beta polypeptide 1b. Lineage: Eukaryota; Metazoa; Chordata; Actinopteri; Anabantiformes; Osphronemidae. The transcript is spliced from 10 exons. Gene Ontology annotation, biological process: G protein-coupled receptor signaling pathway. Bases 196 to 1218 code for a protein of 340 amino acids. Gene Ontology annotation, cellular component: cytoplasm; heterotrimeric G-protein complex. Gene Ontology annotation, molecular function: signaling receptor complex adaptor activity; protein binding. The record is from RefSeq and is a predicted model, not a curated record.